AUGAUCAUCGGCGCUGGACCGAUCGUCAUCGGCCAGGCGUGUGAGUUCGACUACUCCGGUACCCAGGCGUGCAAGGCGCUCAGGGCCGAGGGCUACGAGGUCAUCCUCAUCAACUCCAACCCCGCGACCAUCAUGACGGACCCGGAGACGGCCGAUCGCACUUACGUCGGCCCCAUGACGUUCGAGGCCCUGACGGACAUCGUCGAGAGGGAGCGCCCGGACGCGAUCCUGCCGACCAUGGGCGGUCAGACCGGACUCAACCUGGCCAAGGGUUUGGCGGAGAUGGGCGUCCUCGACCGGCUGGGCAUCGAGCUCAUCGGCGCGAAGCUGGACUCGAUCAACGUCGCGGAGGACCGCCUGCUGUUCAAGCAGGCAAUGGAGAAGAUCGGUCUCAAGUGCCCUCCGUCGGGCACCGCCAACACCCUGGACGAGGCCAUCGAGAUCCAGAAGAACCUCAUCGGCGAGUUCCCGGUCAUCAUCCGCCCGGCCUUCACGCUCGGCGGCACCGGCGGCGGCAUCGCGUACAACGUCGACGACUUCCACCGCAUCGUCAAGGCCGGCCUCUCGGCGUCGCUGACGAACCAGGUCCUGGUCGAGAAGUCCCUGCUCGGGUGGAAGGAGUACGAGCUUGAGGUGAUGCGCGACCUGGGCGACAACCAGGUCAUCAUCUGCUCGAUCGAGAACGUGGACCCCAUGGGCGUGCACACGGGCGACUCGAUCACCAUCGCGCCCUCGCAGACGCUGACCGACAAGGAGUACCAGCGCCUGCGCGACGCCUCGCUCGCCAUCAUGCGCAUCGUCGGCGUCGAGUGCGGCGGCUCGAACGUGCAGUUCGGCAUCAACCCCGUCGACGGCGAGGUGAUGGUCAUCGAGAUGAACCCGCGCGUGUCGCGGUCGUCCGCGCUCGCGUCCAAGGCCACGGGCUUCCCGAUCGCCAAGUUUGCCGCCAAGCUGGCGUGCGGCACCUCGCUGGACCGCAUCCCGAACGACAUCACGAAGGCCACGCCGGCGUCGUUCGAGCCCUCGAUCGACUACAUCGUGACGAAGAUCCCCCGCUUCACCUUCGAGAAGUUCCCCGGCGCGGAGCCCGUGCUGACGACGCAGAUGAAGUCGGUCGGCGAGGCCAUGGCGUUCGGCCGCACCUUCAUCGAGUCGUUCCAGAAGGCCAUGCGGUCGACGGAGCUGGGCUACGACGGCAUGUCGGUGCCGAAGAAGUUCACGCUGCCGACGGACGAGGAGACGAUUGCGUACAACCUGCGCACGCCCAACCCGGACCGCAUGAUCUACAUCGCGAAGGCGCUCGAGCUCGGGUGGACGGAGAAGAAGAUCGUGGACCUGACGAAGAUGGACCCGUGGUUCGUCAACCAGUUCGCCGAGGUGGCCAAGGUGGAGAAGUGGCUGCGGUCGUGCAAGCUCGAGGAGCUGACGGCGGAGGACUUCCGCGAGGUCAAGAGCCGCGGGUGCUCGGACGAGCAGAUCGCCAAGUGCCUCGGCGUCGACGCGUGGGCGGUGCGCAAGGCCCGCAAGGACCUCGGCGUGGUGCCGGUGUACAAGCGCGUCGACACGUGCGCCGCGGAGUUCGAGGCGAACACGCCGUACCAGUACUCGACGUACCACGAGGGCGAGUGCGAGGCGAACCCCACGGAGGCGCGCAAGGUGAUGAUCCUCGGCGGCGGGCCCAACCGCAUCGGCCAGGGCAUCGAGUUCGACUACUGCUGCUGCCACGCCGCGUUCGCGCUGCGCAAGGCCGGGUUCGAGACCAUCAUGGUCAACUGCAACCCCGAGACGGUCUCGACGGACUACGACACGUCGGACCGCCUCUACUUCGAGCCCAUGACGGCCGAGGACGUGCUCAACAUCAUCGAGAAGGAGCGCCCCGAGGGCAUCGUGGUGCAGUUCGGCGGCCAGACGCCGCUCAAGCUGUGCACGGAGAUCCAGAAGUACCUCGACGCCAACCCGAUCCCCAACGCCGCCGGCACCGGCGACGUGAAGAUCUGGGGCACGCAGCCGUCGUCGAUCGACGAGGCGGAGGACCGCGACCUGUGGUACCAGCUCCUCACGCGCCUCGAGAUCCGGCAGCCCCCCGGCUCGACCGCGGCGUCCGAGGAGGAGGCGGUCAAGAAGGCCAACGAGGUCGGCUACCCGGUCAUGGUGCGGCCGUCGUACGUGCUCGGCGGGCGCGGCAUGGUCACGGUGUUCAGCGACGACGAGCUGAAGAAGUACGUGCGCACCUCGGCGCUCGUCGAGCCCGACAAGCCGCUCCUGGUCGACAAGUACCUCGACCGCGCGACGGAGCUCGACGUGGACGCGCUCUGCGACAAGGACGGCAACGUGACCAUCUGCGGGAUCAUGGAGCACAUCGAGAUGGCCGGCGUGCACUCGGGCGACUCGGCCUGCUCGAUCCCCACGCAGACGGUCUCCGAGGAGGCUCUCUCGCAGAUGCGCGAGUGGACGGUCAAGCUCGCCAAGGCCCUCAAGGUGGUCGGGCUGAUCAACAUCCAGUACGUCGUGCAGGACGGCGUGCCGUACAUCAUCGAGGCGAACCCGCGCGCGUCCCGCACCGUGCCGUUCGUCGCCAAGGCCAUCGGGCACCCCAUCGCCAAGUACGCCUCGCUGCUCAUGGCCGGGAAGACGCUCGAGGACCUCGGCUUCACGGAGGAGCCCGUGCCGCCGCACGUGUCCGUGAAGGAGGUCGUCCUGCCGUUCGAGAAGUUCGCCGGCGCGGACGUGCUGCUCGGCCCGGAGAUGCGCUCCACCGGCGAGGUGAUGGGCAUCGACCCCGAGUUCUCGAUCGCGUACCUGAAGGCGUCGCUGGCGGCCGGGCAGCGGCUGCCGCUCGAGGGCAACGUGUUCAUGUCGGUGAACGACGAGUCGAAGGAGUUCCUCGUCCCCGUGGCGCGCGUGCUGUCGGAGAUGGGCUACAACAUCGUGGCCACGUCGGGGACGGCCGAGCGGUUCGAGGCGGAGGGGAUCCCCGUGAAGAAGGUGCUCAAGGUGCACGAGGGGCGGCCGAACAUCAUGGACGCGAUCACGAACGAGGAGAUCAACCUGGCCAUCAUCAUGUCGACGGGCGACAAGUACGACCUCGAGGACGGCAAGGCGAUCCGCCGCCUGGCGCUGGGCUUCAAGGUGCCGAUCGUGACGACGGUGGCCGGCGCGGUGGCCACGGCGGGCGCGCUCAAGGCGCUCAAGAGCGGAAAGGUGGAGCACAAGGCGCUCCAGGACUACAACCCGAGCCUGGCGCCGGACUUCGUUUGA
Pedinophyceae sp. YPF-701 is the source of this 3258-nucleotide messenger RNA. The record is from the annotation of a GenBank genome assembly. NCBI's taxonomy places the organism in Eukaryota, Viridiplantae, Chlorophyta, Pedinophyceae.